AGACUUAUUUUAGCGCUCGGGGCGAGCAGAUCACGUUUCCGCGUCAUCCAAACUUUGGAGAGCUCAUAUUUAUUCCGGUUGUGAAUUGUUUUAGCUCCAAGUGAGGUUCAUGUUCUAGUCUGUUCGACGUGGGUACUUUUCGUGUUGUUCUGUUCGUGGUUCGUUGAAAACAUUCAACUAAACAAAGCUCGAAAUCGAGCUACUGGAAUCGUACUGGUCGCUCCAGUCAACAAAUACACGUCUUCAAAUGCUUGGAAUUAAUGGACGCGAUAGAAUUUUCUCUACGCUAAGAAAGGAAACAUAAUACGAACAUUCAAGGUUGAUGAGUUCUGUAAUAAGGAAAUCAUAGCUUUCUUUAUAAAGUAGGAAAGCGGUUUGGACUGACAAAUAUUGCUCAUGUUAAAAUGGCCGCUCGAUUUCAGCGGCAGCAGUGCUUUCUCUGCGAUUUGCCACACUCACCCUGGGCUGUCUUACAUGAUUUCUCCGAACCAAUUUGCCGCGGAUGUUGUAAUUAUGAAGGAGCAGACAGGAUUGAAGAGGUUAUCCAAUAUGUCCGCAUUUUGAGAAGAAAUUGGGAAAAAGCUGAAGGUAAUCGUUCUCGAAAUUCGAAGAGCGAAAGAUUGAAUUCAACCGGUUCAUCGGUCUCUUCAACUCCAAGUCCACCUCCUUCACACGGACUAUCAAAUAAUGGCGGUCCAAACUUCCCUGUCUCAGCAGAGCAUAGAAGGAUGUUGGGUAAAUAUCAAAAUGUUCCCAAAGUCGAAGAUGGAGUAGAUCCUGCUUCGUAUCAAAAUGUGAGCGGUCCCUAUCCCAAAAUAAGCUCUCCUGAAACAACGAACGGCUCAAAAGCUGGUGGUAAUCGAGCAAUGGGGAAUAUCGGUGGUCGAGAGGGGGAAAGGAGAGCGAAUUUUUACGAGGAUACACGUCACAGCAUGUUAAACGGAAGUGCAGUCAGAAAUCAUCAAGGCCAAGUGAUUGCUCCACCUCUAGGACAACCUCACCUUGCAUUAGAAGUCCCAAGACAAGAAUACAUAGCUCAUGAGACUAUUAAUAUUCUUAACAGAACAGUGCCAUUUGAUAUACGUUUCAAGAAGGAUCACAACUUAGUAGGUAGAGUUUUUGCAUUUGACAUCAGUAGCAAACUUGGCCAGGAACUUGAAAUGAAGUUGUUGAUGGAAUAUCCUCGUGGUUCUGGUUGUGUUUUUCAAAGUGCAUCUAGAUUGGCAAAGCAAAUGCAUGUUGAUUCAUCUAAAGAGUAUGGUAGAGGGGUCUCGUCAGGAUUUAAGUACAUAGAAUAUGAGAAGGAUCGUUCCAAAGGAGAGUGGAGGAUACUUGGGGAAUUGCUUUUAGAGUCCGUGCGACUCUUCAAAGAACCUGUCAUUCAAGAACUAUUACCUCUACGGAAGUUUGAACCAGAUGAUCCUCCAAUACCUGCUGUUAACUUGAGCUUUAAUCCCAGACCUGGAGCUUUGUAUGGUCGUAAAAGAAAAGGCACAGAUAUAGAUGAGUAUGAACCAGGAAGGCCAGCUGGAAUGAUGGGGCGUUUUACCAAGGAUGACAUGAUGCAUCCAGCAGCAGGUUGGGUCCAUGGUCCAGCUGAAUAUGGCAAGCUGACAGGCAGCGGAGCAGUGUUUCCUGGAACACCAAUCAGUAGUAUACCAUCUGCAUCCGUACUACCAAUGGUUUCUACACCUGUUACUAAAGGUAAUGUUAUUCCAUUACCUGUCAGUGAUGGCCUUCUCCAUUCACAAACCAAGUCUCCUAUCAACGCUGUCCCUGGAAGGCUUGAUGAAUCUGUUGUUGGCAUAGACUGUAGAUCUGCCCUAGGCAUUCAAGCAACACCUGCUAGUGCUGCUGGUUGUGUUUCACCAAGUUGUCGGUCUCCGAGACCCCCAAAUGGACCAAUCUCCAAAUCUGCAGAGACACAAAGUGGUGGACCAGAAGGCGAAGGAAAAGACAGAAACCCAGGAUCUGGAACAAAUAUCUUGAGAUGCAGUUUAUGCCGUGACAAGCUUGAAGAUACCCAUUUUGUACAGUGUCCUUCCAUUGGGCAUCACAAAUUUUGUUUCCCAUGCUCCAGGGACAGCAUCAAAAAGCAAGGAGCAGGAUCAGAAGUGUUUUGCCCAAGUGGAGAAAGAUGCCCACUUCAAGGAAGCAACUUGCCAUGGGCUUUCAUGCAAGGUGAAAUAGCUACUAUAUUAGGAACAGAGUUCACAGUCAAAAAGGAAAAAGAAAAUUGACAAAGGAAUUAAAAGCUUCCUGAUUAACUUUAAAAAACUUAGUGAAACAUAGCAAACUCAUCUUAUAAUUAUUAGUUUAGAUCACAAAGCUGUUAAAUAUUCUGGAUAAACCUGCAUUUGCAAGAACCUUGAAUAGCUAGUAUGUUUACAGGCCUUACAUUUGGGAACUGGAAUAUGUUUCACCAAGCAGGUGAGAAAGGAAUAGGACAAUUGCAUUUUGGAGUCAUUAACUACAAACACCAAAAUCCCUUGCACACWUUCUUUUGUUCAGUUAAUUAGCACCAAUUGUCUUACUAUUCUCAUGAGUGAAAUAUGAAUUUGAAUAUGACAGAAAAUUUGUGUAAAGCAUUUCGGUAAUGGUAGUCAAAUGAUGCCAUCCUGAAAACGGCCAGUUUCAUUGUUCUUACUAGCAACCAUCAAUCAUAACUGUGUAAGUUCAUGGUUCCUACUCUGACAACAGCCAACCAAUGAUUGAUGCAGCAUCUUUUCCAGUGAAAUUAACUUCUUGUCCCACAAACAACUGCAUAGUAUCUAUUUUAAAGAGUACUGCAAGUAUUACAAGGCAGUCUUCUUUUAUUUUCACAGAACAGUAAACUAUUGAAACAAUCAAUUUUCUGUGAUCAGAGUUUUAAAUUCUGAGAAAGUUUAGCUAAUUUGUUAAGCCCUGUUUACGCUGGCGAUUUUUGCAGCGAUUCAUUUUGUGGCAAUGUUUGGAAAUAUGAAAAAAACUUUACAAGUAAAUUCUUUACCAUUAUUUAUUAUGGACAAAAUUGCAAAAAAAUCGCCGCAAAAAUUGCUAGUGUAAACGGGGCUUUAGGCUUCUGCGACAUAACAAUGGUAACUAAGGGGAGUUUGAACCAUGAAUAAUUUGGGGGUUCAUAAAAAAUGUGCUGUAUAUUAUGUAGCUUUAUCAUAAAAUGAGUUUAUUACAAAUUAGUUUUUGAAAAAUACCAAUAGAAGUCCAAGUGUUUUUAAUAUAGAGCCACAGCAAAGCUGUAAUUUCAAGCAUUUUUACUUAGAAAGAAUAAUAACUAUUGAGGAGUUGGCAUGGAAAGGAUAAAAUACCUGCAUACAAACAUAGAGAGCUCGUUUUCUAUUGUUCUUAGGAUAUGAAAAGAGUUAUGAUUUAUUAGAGUUUGAGUUUUGAACUCCUUAAAGUAAAAAGAGUGUUGUUAUUAAGUGUACGUUUUCAAAACAAUGUACUGUACAUGAAAAAACUGAUGGGCAAAUGGUAGAGUGAUUUUAUUGGGCCUGGUAGAAAAAAGUUGUAUAAUUAGUGCCUGGCAAUCAAAGUAAGACAAAGAAAACAAUGGACUUUGGGUUUACUAGAGUGCAUACCUGUGAAAUCUGUGAAAAAAAUUGUAAGAAAUUACACAAAUUUGCACAAAUUAGUAAGUACAGUAGACCUCAGUAGACCAUAGACCUAGAAAACUUUGCACUAAUUCGUACAAUUUUGUUAGUUAACUUCUUCACAGAUAUACUGUAUGCAAUCUACUAUAUAUUAUACUUACUAAUAUUUUAUGGGACAAGUUAAGUCACUCUAAUAUCAAUAUACCAAUGUUAUUACAUGUUUGACGUCCAUCUCAAGUUAAAGUUUGGCUUGAAAUACUAGCUGUAAAUGAGAUUAGAACACUUAAUCCAUGCAAAUACGUAGUCGUGUUUUAUUGUCGGUUGACACGUAUUUACUGUUGCAAAGAGUACUUGACGUUGUUUUUGUAUUCUUAAAGGAUGAGACUUGUGUUUAUAGUCUGUUGCAUCAACUUUUUCAUGGUAAUUCUACACUACAGUCAUUAUCUAUCAUCCUUUUUAACACAGUUUCUUAUAUUAUCACAGUGUGAAUAAUCUUAUUAUGAUAGAAAUAGUGGCUAGUGUUGAUAUACAUAUUCAUAGUUAUUUAGUUGUAGGUUGUGUUUGUGUAAACUGUCAGGCAGAGAUCAUUAGCCGUCAGUUAUUUAUGAAGUGACUAGAGAUAACUUACUUUGUCUCUUUAUCUAUAUCACACUGUUGUAUUUCAUGUGAAGUUUUCUCUUAAUAAAUGUUUUGAGUCUGAGUCAGA
Messenger RNA from Actinia tenebrosa (Australian red waratah sea anemone), 4296 nucleotides. Its product is annotated as interferon regulatory factor 2-binding protein 1. Gene Ontology annotation, cellular component: nucleus. Lineage: Eukaryota; Metazoa; Cnidaria; Anthozoa; Actiniaria; Actiniidae. The record is from RefSeq and is a predicted model, not a curated record. Gene Ontology annotation, molecular function: transcription corepressor activity. Gene Ontology annotation, biological process: regulation of transcription by RNA polymerase II.